This is a messenger RNA of Oikopleura dioica, 1116 nucleotides long. Lineage: Eukaryota; Metazoa; Chordata; Appendicularia; Copelata; Oikopleuridae. The record is from the annotation of a GenBank genome assembly.
AUGGGCUGUUUUAAAGUAAAAUCGAACGACGACGACGAGCGCGAGCGGAUUGAACAGAGCAAGCGCAUCGACAAGGAGCUCGGAAAAUGCAAGCAAGAGUACCGAUCGACGCAUCGCCUCCUCCUCCUCGGCGCUGGAGAAAGCGGCAAGAGCACAGUCGUCAAACAAAUGCGCAUCCUCCACGUCAACGGCUUUAGCGACGACGAGAAGAGGCGAAAAAUAGCCGAUAUCAAGAGGAAUAUAAGAGAUGGAAUCGUAUCUAUUAUUUCAGCGAUGAGUGAAAUAAAUCCGCCUGUACAGUUACAUAACCCCGAAUCUCAAGCCUCUUUUGACUAUUGUGUGAACAAAAAGAACGAGCAGGAGUACGACGAUGUCUUCUUCUCGCAUGUGUCGCGGCUGUGGAAGGAUCCGGGCGUUCAAGAGUGCUACGACCGCAGCCACGAAUACCAACUCAUCGACUGCGCCAAGUACUUCCUCGACAAGGUUGACGAUGUCCGCAAGCCCGACUACGCGCCCAGCAGUCAAGACAUGCUCAGGUGUCGAGUCCUCACGCAGGGCAUCUUCGAGACGAGAUUCACCAUCGAAAAGGUCAACUUUCAUAUGUUCGACGUUGGCGGUCAGCGUGAUGAGCGGCGCAAGUGGAUCCAGUGCUUUAACGAUGUAACGGCGAUUAUCUUUGUUGUUGCAUCGAGUUCGUAUAACAUGAUGCUGCGCGAGGACAACAGUCAAAACCGACUUGAAGAAGCGGUCCACCUCUUCCAAACGAUAUGGAACAAUCGCUGGCUCAAGACUAUCUCCGUCAUCCUCUUUCUGAACAAACAGGAUCUGCUGAGGGAAAAAAUAUUACUAGGAAAAUCAAAGCUUGAAGAUUAUUUCGAAGACUACAAGAGCUAUGUAUGUCCAGAGAAGAUCAACGACGAGCCUGCAAGUGUAACCAGUGCCAAAUAUUUCAUCCGCGAUCUCUUCAUCCGAAUCUCGACGGCGACGGGCGAGGGAAAACACUACUGCUACCCGCACUUCACCUGCGCCGUCGACACCGAAAACAUCAAGAGAGUGUUCAACGACUGUCGCGACAUCAUCCAAAGAAUGCACUUACGCCAAUACGAACUGAUCUAG